CCGGGAAACUGCAUGGAAAUUACCAUCAACUGGAAUCCAAGAUAAUAAAAGACACUCUCACUCACUUUUCAACAAUAUUUAAUUUCUAAAUUUAUUUGCCUUCGGCAUGUUGAGAAGUUGAGAAUACUGUACUUGUAUAUUUAAUUAUCAAAGAAAAUAAAAAAUAUUGACCAAAUCAAUCAUUAGAUGUAUGCUAGAGUAAAUUUUGGACCAUAUCAAGCUUUUAGAAUGACUUUAAUUUAAGAAAAUAUGAAUAUGCAAUUGGUGAUUAGUAGUAUAUUAUAGCCAUGUGGUAUUUAAUAUAAUUUGUGAUUAGAUAUGCUUAUAUAAAAUAGUCUUUCUCUUUUCCUUUUUUUUGCGGUGCAUAUUAAAUAGCAUUAUUUGUUUAUCUUUAUAAAAUUCCUUUCUUUGUUCUCAAAAAUUGUGGUAGUUUCUCCACAAUUUCCAUAGACUUUUUCCGCAGACUUAUAAGGUUUGUUUUGGUCUUCGUAUAGGAUUACUUAACUAGAAUGUAAACACCUCCUAUAAAAUUGGAACGUGUUUCAGCCCUCAUAUUAUCCAUUCCUUGAAACCAAAGAGACAGAACAAACAUUCAUAAGAAUUUGUUUAUGGUAUUCGACACACAUAAAUUCAGAUUAAUAUGGAGGAUUCAUCUGUUCUUAGCCCAAUCUCUCUUCUCACCAUUGCCACCUUCUUGUUCAUUCUCAACCUCAUGAUGAUAAUCCAAGAUUUCUCAUCUUCUUUUCCCUAUUCUCUCCAUCUCUUCUUCUCAAACGCCUACAUUCUCUUCGCAUCAUCAACAAACAAGAAGAUAAAUAUUGAGCUUCCAAUCGCAAGAAAAGUUUUCGUCCCAGCUCAGGUAGAAAACAAGAUGUCGGUGGAAGAAGUCAAAACGAUGAUCGAUGACUCGGAAGCUUUAUACGAACGUUUGAUUGGAGAAGGCGAAGAAUACUUGUUUGAGAAGAGCGAGGUGAUGGGUAAGGAGGUAGUGAAGAAGGCGUUUAUAUUGUUUGACCAGAAUCAAGAUGGGUUUAUAGAUGAAAAUGAGUUGAAACAUGUGUUGUCUUUGUUAGGAUACGAUGAAUGUACAAAGAUGGAGUGUAGGAAGAUGAUUAGGGUUUUUGAUGAGAAUAGCGAUGGGAAAAUUGAUUUUUAUGAGUUUGUGAAGCUCAUAGAUAAAAGUUUUUCGUAAGAUAAAUAGACCGAGAGCUAUUUGAUGGCUUGUCUACUAUACUCUUUUUCGUCAUCGUCUCAUCUCUUUCUUAUUAUUUGAGGAGCACUUUUAAUAACUAACCUUUACUUGAUGUGUUAUUAACAGAAAUGUCAUUACUGAUGUGAUAAAUUCACAGCCCUUCUCAAUGCA
Messenger RNA from Brassica rapa (field mustard), 1363 nucleotides. RefSeq names its product probable calcium-binding protein CML47. NCBI's taxonomy places the organism in Eukaryota, Viridiplantae, Streptophyta, Magnoliopsida, Brassicales, Brassicaceae. Gene Ontology annotation, molecular function: calcium ion binding. The record is from RefSeq and is a predicted model, not a curated record.